This is a messenger RNA of Jaculus jaculus (lesser Egyptian jerboa), 3275 nucleotides long. It is a transcript of the gene Asb8, whose product is annotated as ankyrin repeat and SOCS box containing 8. Gene Ontology annotation, molecular function: protein binding. Lineage: Eukaryota; Metazoa; Chordata; Mammalia; Rodentia; Dipodidae. The record is from RefSeq and is a predicted model, not a curated record. The transcript has 4 exons. The coding region runs from base 109 to 975 and encodes 288 amino acids. Gene Ontology annotation, biological process: intracellular signal transduction. Gene Ontology annotation, cellular component: cytoplasm; nucleus.
CGGGAGGCCGCUGUAGGUCGCUUCUGCUUCCGGGUCACGGGUUGACAGCGGCUUUGUGGACCGAGCUCGGCGUCUCGUUUGGAGCAUGUGAACACACUCUGAGCCUUGAUGAGUUCCAGUAUGUGGUAUAUUAUGCAGAGCAUUCAGAGCAAAUAUUCUCUCUCAGAGCGCUUAAUCCGAACAAUCGCUGCCAUCCGCUCCUUCCCACAUGAUAAUGUAGAGGACCUCAUCAGAGGGGGAGCAGAUGUGAACUGUACCCACGGCACACUGAAGCCCCUGCACUGUGCCUGUAUGGUGUCAGAUGCUGACUGUGUAGAGCUACUCCUGGAAAAAGGAGCAGAGGUGAAUGCCCUGGAUGGUUACAACCGAACAGCCCUCCACUAUGCAGCAGAGAAAGAUGAGGCUUGUGUGGAGGUCCUGUUGGAGUAUGGUGCAAACCCCAACGCACUGGAUGGUAACAGAGACACCCCACUUCACUGGGCAGCCUUUAAGAACAAUGCUGAAUGUGUACGGGCUCUCCUAGAGAGUGGGGCCUCUGUCAACGCCCUGGAUUACAAUAAUGAUACACCACUCAGCUGGGCUGCCAUGAAGGGAAAUCUUGAGAGUGUCAGCAUCCUUCUUGAUUAUGGUGCUGAGGUCAGAGUCAUCAACCUGAAAGGCCAGACACCCAUCUCCCGCCUAGUGGCUCUGCUAGUCAGAGGACUUGGAACAGAGAAAGAGGACUCCUGUUUUGAGCUCCUCCAUAGAGCCGUUGGACAUUUUGAAUUAAGGAAAAAUGGCACCAUGCCACGAGAAGUGGCCAAAGACCAGCAACUAUGUGAAAAACUGACUGUUCUGUGCUCAGCCCCGGGAACUCUAAAAACACUCUCCCGCUAUGCUGUGCGCCGUAGUUUGGGACUCCAGUAUCUGCCCGAUGCAGUGAAGGGUCUUCCACUGCCAGCGUCUUUGAAGGAAUACCUGUUACUUGUAGAGUAGCCUGGAGGAGACAUUUGCACCAUCAUGCAGGCAGUUCUGGGUGAGCUUUUCCCUGCAGUGCUCUCUCUUGUCAUGAGAUACAAAACUUUUCCUGUUGUGUGGUUCAUAGAUUUUGAGGGAACAUGUCAUAGUAGUAAUCUCUAUACCAAGCAACCAAACCAAAAAAUUUUUCACUUUUGUUUGCUGUUUACUGCUUACUUUGCAUUUUAUAUUGCACCCUACAAAAGAAGAGGUCUUCCCCACCUCUCCUUUAGGGAGAGUCAACAGUGCAACUAAAUUUCUCUAGGAAGAUACAAAGUAUUUAAAGGGUAUGUGUGUGUGGUUACUUUGAAGACAAAAUUUAGCAUUGCAGAACUUCAAGAAAAGUUUUCAGUUUAUCUGUGAAGUUUAAAAUCACAAAUCCAUUUAACAAGAAUUCUGUCCUGCUGGGUGUGGUGGUGCACGCCUUUAAUCCCAACACUCUGCAUACAGAGGUAGGAGGAUCGACGUGAUUUUGAGGCCAGCCUUACACUACAUAGUGAAUUCUGGGUCAGCCUGGGCUAUAGGGGGACACUACCUCAAAAAGCCAAAAAAUAAAAAUUAAACGAAUUCUGGCCCAAGGAUGAAAAUAAGAUACUCUAACCUGAAAUAGUGUGCAUACUCAGAGGUGGGCAUUCAGAGGGGCUGGCUCUUUCCCACAGGUGUGCCCCAAGGGUUACAGUCAUUCAGCAUGUUAUUUCACAAAGAGAUUCUGCUUCUCCCCACAUAGAAGCAACAGGUUCUAAUCAUUUUUCUGACAGUGCUUUCUCUUCCUGAAAGCCAGUUUGCACUAAUGAGCUUUAGCACAUAAGUCUGCACCUUAGAUGAAGUUGUUUGCUCCAGCAGGGGAGAAUGGGCUAGGCUGUUUUUUUCCCAUGGGCUUUCGUUCCCUGUGGCAAGCUCCCUCUGCUAAGAAUUUGGAAUUGUUUUUCCUUCCCACUCUUUGCUUUUUAUUGAUCCAUAGAAGACAUGGGUUGCAAAGUGGAAUUGAGAAGGGAAUAGGAAAAGAAUAUAAAAACUCACUUUGAGAUAGCCCACCUACCCAAAUAAGACCUGCUUCAGUGAAUAGUACUUAGUCAACUUGGUCUUCCUUUUCAUGUUCCUGAAUGACACCAAGUUGACAGUGAUAUUAGAUAUCCUGUAUGCAAAUUUGAACCCUUGUUUUUUAAAGUUGGCUGGAAACUACACACAAAAUGAAUAGACUCUGCUGGCACAGCUAAUUUGAAAAACUGUCUGCUUUUGUCCUUUUGCUGCUUUUUUGCCCACAAAAAAAGAAUAAAGUUCUAAAAAAAAUUGACAACUCCUGCUCUUUCUGCUUUUUCCCCUUCCCUCUUUUACCCCUGUGCAACAAGUUGUUUACUGCUUGGCUGUGCCCUUCCAUCCCAGCCUCUCCCUCAGCAAAUUAUUUUGAGUAUGGGUGAAAAGGAGAGCUUGGACAGAGUGUUUGAAAAGCUUUCCCUUCCUUCAUACACCCCCUCCAUCCCAGGUUUGGAAUUAUUACUUUUGGUCUCAAGCCCAGCUUCAGGGUAUAGCUCAGUGGUACAGCACUUGCCUAGUAUACACAAGGACCUACAUUCAAUAACCAGCACUACACCAAAACAAAACCCAAACCAGCUGCACAUUAGCUCACCGAGGAAGCAGCUUCUAAGGUUUCAGGCCAGACCAGUUGUCAGAAAUUCCUGAGGCGGGCUGGGUUCGUGAGCUUCUUCAGAAGCUUCUAAGGAGUAUCGGAGAGAGAAUGACAGCUUCUCCUUCAGGUACUGGUUCUAAAAUUUAGCAGUCACUUAGAGCCAUGCAAGGAAAUGGUUUCAACCCUAAAGCCCAGGCCCCCUAGACACUGAUUGGAUUGGGCCAAAAUGGGAUUGGGCAUUAGUAUUUUUAAAGGCCACCCCCAACUGAUUCUACUAUUGAAGCUAAGUUUAUGAACCACUUCUGUAGGUGCUAUUUUCAUCAACACUGUUGAUGUCUGGAAAGGGAAAACAUUUUGACCAUGUGACAAUAGGUGUUACCUGUUUCCUCGUAACUUCAUCACAGUUGGUGACUAACAAAUUCUAGUUCCAUUCUGCUAGUUUCAUCACAGCUUCACCUGUUUUUUUGUAUGUGUGUAGCAUGCAUGUGGUCUGUGGUGCAUAUAAAUGUGUAUGCAGAGGCCAGAGAAUGUUGACUGUCCUCUCAUCACUCAUCCGAAUAUUCCUUGAGUUGGAGUCUCUACCUCAACUGCAGCCAGCCAGCACCAGAGAUUUUUUAUUUUCCUUUUUGGUUUUUCGAGGUAGGGUCUCACU